Porites lobata is the source of this 2881-nucleotide messenger RNA. The record is from the annotation of a GenBank genome assembly. NCBI's taxonomy places the organism in Eukaryota, Metazoa, Cnidaria, Anthozoa, Scleractinia, Poritidae.
AUUUCUUCUCAACAUGGCUCUUUCAAAGCAAGUAAGUGAAUUUUCAACCUUAAGUCGAAUCUACUCUGGCAAUAAGGACAAACGUAGCCGCAUUUCAUAGCAUACUACCAGACAACUCCCUAAUUGCAUUCCCCAAACUCACUUAAUGCAAGAAAGACAAAGCUGUAUUGUUUUAUGUUACGCCUGCCCUUUUCUAAUAUUUAUGGAAGAGAGUUUUCAACUCUAAGCUAAGAUUUUGAGGAAGUUGAAUCUACUUUGGCAAAUGUUAACGUAGCAGCAUUUCAUAGCAUACUACCAUGCUACACCCCAGCGGUAGUUAUAAAACAUUUCCAUAAUGCCAACAAUCAGAUAUUGGAUGAAAGAUCAGGCUGUGUAAUUUUCCGAACUUUUUUUUACAAAGGAAGCUUAGAACAUAGAACAAUUUCUUUCUUUCGUUUGGAAUAAAACUCUAAGAUUAAUAAUCACGCAGAACAGCAAAAAAGAGGUUAAAAAUCUCAAAACAGACUGAGACAAACCUCAUCCUUCCAGUCCUAAAAUCACUAUAGUAUAAUUCUGUCCCGACAAAAAGCUUUAAGUUUGUAGUGGAUAUAAUACUUUACUCAAAGUUAACUUUAUCGAUUAGUGAAAUCUGAUGCAACUUGAAAUAGUUGCAAUUUGCAAUUUUGCAAUUUAGUCGUGCUAUAGGUUAUGGUUUUUUGAUUCUCGCGUAAAAUAAAACAAAAAUCUUCAAAAUUAUUAAUUGGCGAACGUGAUAUAAAUGUUGAAUCGAAAAUCAAUUGAUUUUUUUUUUAGAGUGCUUUUACUAAACCCGUGAAACAGUGUGAGUCACAAUUAGUGCCAAAUAGUUACAGGUAAACAAAGAAAAACAAUACAAUUAGAGGGUAUUAUAGUUCGUAGUAGUCUAUCUAUUUCACGGCUUAAGUAAAAUCAUUCUAGAUGGAUACUCUCUGAAUAGCUUUGCUUUUGCACCUAUAUUUGGAAUUUUACAAACCUGAACGGUGUCAAGCUUCCUAAUCUUUAAUUAACUUUGCAAGCCACACUUGCGUUUAUGCGAAUUUAUUUUGGUGUACUUUUUAAUGCAGGUUAUCAAAGAUGACAUGGCGAUGACAUACCACAUGGAAGGAUCUGUCGAUGGGCAUUUCUUUACAAUCGAGGGUGAAGGCAGCGGGAAACCGUACGAGUAAGUCGAUCAAUACAACUCCCUUCAUCUUUAGGUCAUGUACAUGUUAAGUGCAAUAGCUCUUCACUGUUAUCAGUCGGAGAACGAGAUUUCUAACACAGAAAGCUCAGAAACAAUUCGAGCUCCAGGUGAGAAUCGAACUCACGACCCUCUGAGUUCUAGUUCGGAUGCUCUUGAACCACCGAGCCACUGGAGGCUCUAUUAACCCUUUACUAGGCCCUGAGAUCAAAAUUUGAAUUCUCAUUUGUUGCCCUUAUUCAUUUCUAACAGAGGUAGUAAGGAGAAAUUGAUAAAAUAUCAAGCAAAUUCAUCUUGUAUGAUCAUUUCCGUGAUUCGCAUGACCGUGUCCGUUUUACAAAGCAUUGAUAUUACAAGCAGAAAUUUGAUGCUGAUCACUGUUAGCGCGUAUUGGUUGAAGGCGCGAGCAGGGUUGAUAUUUAAUUAUAACUACACCAGUCAUUAAGUUCAUUUAAGAGAAUAAAGCUAGUCAUCAACUUGGGAAUAUUUUUACGUUGCAAAGUCAAAUUCUCAAAUUAUUUUAAAUCAGCUGUACUGAGUAUAAAGCGAAAGAUUAUGAAAACUCGAUCAUGCCAAAAAAGUAUUAUGGCCUUUGGUGCAAUAGAAAGUUCUAUGAAGUGAAAGUGGUUUUACUGAUCAUCACCAGAAAUUAAUAACGACUUUCCUUUGAAUGGUAAAUUUGACACGGAUAUGAUGAAACACGUUGGUAUUUAGCAAUAGGCGACGACGAUCGUUAAUUUUUUGCUGAUACUAUCAGGAUCAAACGUCAUUUAUAUCAUCAUGAUACUAUUAUCUCAACGGUGAUUCUGCCACAGUGAUGACCUGACCGUUUAUUUCCGGACGGAUUAGUUUUUUUUUUUUUUUUCUGAAAAGGAAACAAAUGAAAACUUAUUACAUUAAAAUAAACCUUUUCAACAGUGUUAAAUGCUUUGGGGUGUAGUUAAGUAUUAUGAAAGAGGUAUUUUUUCGCAAUAGGACUUGCCAAUAAUAAACCCUUGUCGACUGGCGCGAAUUAGCAUUGGAGAAACGAAAUGAAACUAAAGUAUAUAGCAGGCUGUCCUAAACCUUUCCCGCUAUUUAGUUAAAUUACACUGGUAAAUGGGCAGUGUUUAGCCUAGUUCUCAAAAGGCUCCUCUCUGCUUUUCAUAUUUUGUUUAAUUCGUUUUUGUGUUUGUUGUUUUCAUUUUUUGUAGAGGAAAACAGACUUUAAAACUGCGAGUAACCAAGGGUGGACCCUCCCAUUCUCCUUUGACAUAUUGUCAUCUGUGUUUUGCUAUGGUAACAGAGCCUUCACUGAUUAUCCUAAAGGAAUCGUUGACUAUUUCAAGCCAUCAUUUCCUGAUGGAUACACGUGGGAACAAAGUCUUCAGUUUGAAGAUGGCGGAUCUUGCAUAGCCAAUGUGGAUAUAAGGUAUAAAUUUACUAAUUUUACGAUCAAAGACGCUUAAAAUUUAAAUUAACUAAUUAAUUAUAAAAAUAUAACAAUAUUGAUAACAAUAAUAAUAAAAAUAAUACAAAAAUAAAUUUUGUUACUGUCUCAUAAGUUCCUUUUACUUCGAUAGCCUUGACAGUAAACGCAAUUGCUUUAUCCACAAGUCCACUUUCACUGGGAUGAAUUUUCCUGCUGAUGGACCAGUGAUGCAAAAAGAACAACUAAUUGGGAGCCUUCCGUCGAGAAAAUGA